Molecule: messenger RNA, 2045 nt
Organism: Magnolia sinica
Lineage: Eukaryota; Viridiplantae; Streptophyta; Magnoliopsida; Magnoliales; Magnoliaceae
Exons: 10
Coding region: 339-1589 (416 amino acids)
Biological process (GO): translational initiation
Cellular component (GO): eukaryotic translation initiation factor 2B complex
Molecular function (GO): translation initiation factor activity; guanyl-nucleotide exchange factor activity
Source: RefSeq, a predicted model, not a curated record
GGGGAGGGAUUAAAAAUCGGUCGGAGGCACCUGAUUUCGUAUUACUAGUGUGGUCCACCUAACCUAGUGCCCAGAUUUCUCACACGCUUGCCUGUUUGACACGUGUUCUGUGCGUCAAGGUGCGUGUGGGGCUUGCUAACCUCAAAACCCCAUCCCCAAAAUCCCUGCUUGCCGAACCAAAUCUCUCUCUCUCUCUGGGAAUUCCCCGUUCUUCUUUCUCACAAACCCAAAACUAGGGUUUUACGUUUUCCAGAAUCCUUUGAUCUUACAACCGAUCACACAACAAUUAAUUCUACUCUGCGGAGCGGAAUCUCAGCCAUCGAUUUGGUCUCUCAACGAUGCCAGACACGCAUGCUCUCGUUAAUGAGUUCGUCGCCAAGCUCAAGAAACGCAAGAUCGAGGGAUCACAUGCGACAGCUAGACACACGGCCGUUCUGCUUCGAUCGGUGAUCUCUCAGCAGAGAGUUCCGCAUACAAACCAGGCUUCGGCUCUGAUAGAGGCUGUAAAGGCAGUAGGAGAGCAGCUAAUUGCUGCGAACCCUGUUGAACUCGCUGUUGGGAACAUUGUGAGGCGUGUCUUGCAUAUAAUUAGAGAGGAAGAUCUUUCUUUAGCAACAACUGCUAUUGGGGGCUUAAAUUUAUCUGCUGGAAGUGAUGAUGAAGAUGAUGCUGAUAGAGAUGACCAGCCAGUGCUAUCUGCAGCAGCUGUAGCUGCUGCUUCCAGAAGCACUUUGCGUGCACCAUCGUUGCAGACCCUUCUUGAGGAUAUACCUGACUCGGCAGCUGAUCCUCACACUUCUUCUUCAGGUGGCGACUCUGAAGGAAAAAGCAAAUCGGGUGACAGGAACUCAAGGACCCGGAAACUAAAGCAUGAUGUUAUUGAAGCUAUCAAUGAACUGAUACAAGACAUUGAUACUUGCCAUGAACAGAUUGCUGAACAAGCAGUGGAGCACAUUCAUCAGAAUGAGGUAAUAUUAACAUUGGGCCGUUCAAGAACAGUGAUGGAGUUCCUUUGUGCAGCAAAGGAGAAAAAACGAUCUUUUCGGGUAUUCGUUGCUGAGGGUGCUCCAAGGUACCAGGGGCACGUACUUGCUAAAGAGUUGGUCACAAAAGGUUUACAAACCACGGUUAUUACUGAUUCAGCAGUUUUUGCGAUGAUUUCUCGAGUAAACAUGGUGAUUGUUGGAGCUCAUGCAAUUAUGGCUAAUGGUGGGGUGAUAGCACCUGUUGGGUUGAAUAUGGUUGCGCUUGCAGCUCAAAGGCAUGCUGUCCCAUUUGUUGUGGUUGCUGGUAGUCAUAAGUUGUGCCCCUUGUAUCCACACAAUCCAGAGGUUUUGCUAAAUGAUCUUAAAUCCCCAUCUGAACUGCUGGAUUUUGGGGAGUUCUCGGAUUGCAUGGAUUUUGGAUGUGGCAGUGGUGCUCCUCUUCUUCAUGUUGUCAAUCCUUCAUUUGAUUAUGUGCCACCAAAGCUUGUUAGCCUCUUCAUCACUGACACGGGAGGGCAUAACCCAUCGUAUAUGUAUCGGCUCAUUGCGGACUAUUACUCUGCUGAUGAUCUUGUUGUGCAGCAGAGAUCUUCUGAAAAAUGAAUUUAGUACACCCAGAUCCAGUAUACGUUGAGUGCAGCCCGUGGCCAAAUAUUGUUGGAGUGGAGAGGUUUUUUUUUUUUUUUUUGGAAGAUGAGGAGAGUGUAGAGUGUAGAGGCUGAAGACGAGCCAAGACUUGUGAGCUUAUGCUAAAGAAGUGAAGGGAAAAGUUGCCUUGGGCUGGAAAAGGGGGGAAAAAGAGAAGCCAGUAAAAGAGAGUAAUUGCACGUGGAUGAAAGCACAGCGUUGCAUCAUUUUAGAAACUUAGUUGGUUUCUGUAGUUGAAUGUCGUCACUUGGGUGAGAAAAUUUGAAAACUGAAUCUGCCCAUGUUUACUUCUUAUCUGUAACCUUCCGUUGUGAAUGAAGUGAUUGAAUAUUGAGUUUUGGGGAAAAGGAAAUGGGGAUUGUAUAUGCUAACAUUAUUCCAUGAAGAAUGCAAUACUGUUUUUUUGUUCCA